AGUUAAAGAAUACACCAAAACAAAGAUUAGCACUGGCGGGCCUUAUAUCAUAUCAUGUGGAGAUUCAUGCCCAAUGUAUUUGAUGGUUGAUGGAGAAGACAAGAAACUAACCAUCACAUACCAAAAGACAGAGGCAGAGGCAUUUUCCAUAAUGACUGUAAAUGAUAGACUUAAUCACCACGAGUUAGAAUUCUCCCUAACUAGCAAUCUGUACCAGUUCAAGAAGAAG
Molecule: messenger RNA, 229 nt
Organism: Geodia barretti
Lineage: Eukaryota; Metazoa; Porifera; Demospongiae; Tetractinellida; Geodiidae
Source: the annotation of a GenBank genome assembly